ACGCCGUACCAAAGAUGGCUUGCAUUAAGCUGAAAAAACUGGAGACAUUUUUGCAAAGUGUUGACGAUUUCGUCAAACUGAAGGUGAAGGUGAAACUCGAGCAGUACAUGACACCGCCGCAUAUUGCCAGUCAGGUGCUCUACGAUAUUCAAACUAAGUUCAAAGAUCUGGAGGACCGAUCGGUUUUGGAUCUUGGCUGCGGUUCCGGUAUGCUUUCGAUCGGGGCGGCACUGCUUGGCGCUAGCUAUGUUAUUGGUGCGGAAAUCGAUCCAGACGCAGUGGAGAUUUUCUUAAAGAACUGCACGGAAUUCGAACUGGCCAACAUUGACUGCGUGCAGGUAGACGUAUUGCAACUGGAAACACUGUUCGGCGUUGGACAAUUUGAUAUAGUUUUGAUGAACCCACCGUUUGGAACGAAGCAAAACAGUGGUAUCGAUAUGGCUUUCCUGCACGUUGGCAUCAAGUUGGCACGUUGCGCUGUGUACUCGAUGCAUAAAUCAUCAACAAGGGAUUUCAUUCGAAAAAAAGUUGCGCAGUGGAACGUGAAAGGUACGGUGCUGGCCGAAUUGCGCUACAAUCUGGAGUCGACUUACAAGUUCCACAAGCGCUCCUCUGUGGAUGUUGCCGUUGAUUUAUGGCGUUUCGAUCUGUUGUCUGGAGGAAGGGUCGACAGCAUAGAGGCCACAACUAAAGCUGUUGUCUAGCGGUCGCACCGACAAAACUAUCACAAGUAGAAGAACUUCGCCCUCGAACGCCUCGGGACGUUGAUGAAUCGAUGGCCAACCUUUAUGAAGCGAGCACAAAAGGGAUUCACAAAACUACGAUGCACUAAAGAUGCCCAUUUUAUGCCGAAGCCGCGAACCUCUAGCCAUGAGUAUACACACUGGCAACAGCGGGAAUAAUAUAGCCCUCUCGACCGCCUCCUACAAUUACAAUUACAACUUAUUGGCAAUAAAAUAUGCGCAUCCC
This is a messenger RNA of Anopheles bellator, 969 nucleotides long. It is a transcript of the gene Mettl5, whose product is annotated as rRNA N6-adenosine-methyltransferase Mettl5. Gene Ontology annotation, biological process: rRNA methylation. The record is from RefSeq and is a predicted model, not a curated record. The coding region runs from base 15 to 704 and encodes 229 amino acids. The transcript has 4 exons. Gene Ontology annotation, molecular function: rRNA (adenine-N6-)-methyltransferase activity; nucleic acid binding. NCBI's taxonomy places the organism in Eukaryota, Metazoa, Arthropoda, Insecta, Diptera, Culicidae.